Molecule: messenger RNA, 1077 nt
Organism: Colletotrichum truncatum
Lineage: Eukaryota; Fungi; Ascomycota; Sordariomycetes; Glomerellales; Glomerellaceae
Source: RefSeq, a predicted model, not a curated record
AUGACACCUUCAAGAAAAAAGGCUUCAAGCCUUCUGAGCAUCUUGCUCUUCGCGACCCCUAUCUUCGCCAAGUUCCAGAACGACUUCAGUCUCUACCCCAGUGCAGCACAACCUUGCUUAUACUCCGCGUCCGAUAGUAGCCAAUGCGACGGCGAGACAGUCCCCGAGAUGAACAAAUGCCUUUGUAGCGAUUCCAAGGGCCAAUUCGUCACCUCCACAGCCAAAUGCCUAGGGAAGAGCGCGAAAGAUACCGUGCCAGCUGUAUACAAGUCACUGAGCACGUCCUGCUCCGAUUCCCAAACCCCACUAUCCAUAACCGAGGAUCAGUUCGUCAAACUGGCGGAUAGCGCUGCUACCACCACUACUAUUCGACCAACAACAUCAUCCUCAACAUCCACAUCCAAGAGCCUAACUCCCACCACCUUCAUGACUACAACUGUCGGCGGCGCGACUGUCACUGUGACCGCUACCCCCACCCCGACAGAAUCUGCCGCUGCGGAUGAGUCUUCAGGUCUGGGCACAACGGCCAAAAUCGGCAUUGGUGUUGGUAUCGCUGUCGGAGCCGUUGGCCUUGCCGGCAUCGCCGCCUUCUUGUGGCGCAUGAAGAGAAACCGCGGCGUCCAGGAAGAAUCUCGCCCUAUGCUCGGCGGCGGCGUUGGCCCGACCGGAUACAACCCGCAGAACAGCCCGCCUGGCAGUGCCGCUGCAUUCGGUGUCUAUACACACCAUGAAUACAAGACAGAUAGCAAGGAUCCGAUAUGGCGGCCUGGCACGGCAAUCACCACAAGUCCUAGUCCUGGAGGUCAGACGUGGGCUACAGCGUCUCCUCAGCCGUCAUAUUCCCUGUCUCAGGGGCCGUACGCUCCACCACCUCAAGAACAGCAGCAGCAUGCCUGGGGGCAUCAUCCUCAAGCUGCGUAUGCUCCAGCACAAGCUGAUUCUCAGCCUGGAGUCUUCGAGCUCGCUUCAAUGCCUGUCCAGGCGUCACACAUUCCCCCACCACCCAAUGUGGUCGAGAUGCCAGCGACAGAGGUGACGCCACAACCCGCACGUUACCAGUAUCCAUCACAAAGAUGA